ACACACGGUGUCCCCAUGGCCCCCCUUGGUCUCUCCCUCCAUAGGGCGCUCCCACAGCUCCUCCACGCCCCCCACCCCCACACGCUCCCCCCCAAGGCCUCCUCUCCUCCAAGCCGCCAGGGGGCGCUCCCUGCCGCCCGCCAGCGAGUGCACGAGCGGCUUCCGCCGCAUCAUGGCGUCACUUCCGGCGGCGCUAACUUCCCCUUCCGUCCGCCUCGUUGCCGGCAGCUGCCGUUGCCGCCGUUGCCGCCAAACCCGGGAAACGCGCGCGCGCUGGGGCCGCUUCCGGGCAGAAGCAGCCCCGCUCUGCAGCCUCCGGACGCUGCCCCGACCCCAGAUGACCGCACGGACCCGAUGAAGAUGGAGACCCGGGACUCCGCCGGCCACGGCUCGGGGUUCAAGGCCUUCCCCCUGCCGCCCCGGGCCGGGCUGCGGGACGUGCUCUGCCCGCCCAACACCAAGUUUUUACCAAACAAGACCAGCAGCUUUGCUUGCCCAGCUGGAAAUGCCUCAUGUGCUCUCAAUUACAGCCAAGAAGUCCCGUGCCCUGAGACCUACCGGACAGCAGGAGAGCCGCAGGGGUUUGGGUGCAGCACCAACGGGCAGUGGAGGGGUCUGGUGCCCACCCCGAGCUCUGCACUGCCAAAGCCCAGGCUGAGCCGUGGCUCUUAUCUCGAUGCUCGCAAAAACCCCAGUGGGACCUCCAACAGUUUUGUAGGAAAGUCCAACCACCAUUGCCAUGGGUCGGCGUUUCCAAUCAAACCCGCCCAGAGCCCUUCCUGGAGCGGUCCGUGCCGCCGCAGUCUGCUCAGCCCAAAGAAAACCCCGCGGCGGUUCAUCAGCACCGCAGAGGAGACUGUUCGAGAGGAAGAGCGAGAGAUCUACAGGCAGUUGCUUCAGAUGGUCACAGGAAAGCAGUUUUCCACGUCCAAGCCCUCUUCACUGUUCCCCUUCCACCUGUCGAGGUGCUCAAAUUCCAGCAAAACUAUACUGAAAGAAACUCCCAGCAAGAACUCAAAGCUGUUUGAAGCUCACAGCAUUGCACCAGCCAGCUCAGCAACCAGCGUUCUCGGGGCUCAGGAGCAGCCAUCACACAAACCACCGCUCUACUCCACGCCCAGCUAUCCCUCCAAUAUCUUUGAGUCCCAUAACUCCACAGCCCAGCAUCAGCAAGAAAAUCUACCAGCGUCCAACACUCAGUCUGAAGGAUCAGACUCGGUCAUUUUGCUCAAAGUAAAGGAUUCCAGAACCCCAGCUCCAAGCCUCCCAUUCUUCCAGGCAGAACUAUGGAUCAAGGAAUUGACCAGCGUCUACGACUCGCGAGCUCGGGAGAGGUGGCGGCAGAUUGAGGAGCAGAAAGCUCUGGCCUUACAGCUGCAGAGCCAGCGGUUGCAGGAGCAGGAGCACUCGGUGCAGGACCUGGUGGAUUUGAACCUUCGCGUACCUCUGGAGAAGGAAAUCCCGGUCACGGUGGUCCCAGAAAAGAAGGAGGGUGCCAAGUCAGCUGAUGGCGAAGAGGAGUUCCCUGAGAUCACAGAGGAAAUGGAAAAGGAAAUAAAGAAUGUAUUCCGAGGAGGAAAUCAGGACGAGGUCCUCAGCGAAGCUUUUCGGUUAACGAUCACCCGGAAAGACAUUCAGACCCUCAAUAAUCUGAACUGGCUCAAUGAUGAGAUAAUUAAUUUCUAUAUGAAUUUGCUGAUGGAGCGGAGCAAAGAAAAGGGUUUGCCGACUGUUCAUGCAUUCAAUACUUUCUUCUUCACCAAAUUAAAAACAGCGGGGUACCAAGCUGUGAAAAGAUGGACUAAAAAAGUGGACAUCUUCUCAGUGGAUCUCCUCUUGGUGCCUAUUCAUCUGGGAGUGCAUUGGUGCCUAGCAGUUGUUGACUUCAGGAAAAAAACCAUCACCUACUAUGACUCCAUGGGUGGAAUAAACAGCGAAGCCUGCAGGAUACUGUUGCAGUACUUAAAACAGGAAAGUCUUGACAAGAAAAGGAAAGAAUUUGACACCAACGGGUGGUCGCUGCUGAGUAAGAAGAGCCAGGAGAUCCCACAGCAGAUGAACGGCAGUGACUGCGGGAUGUUUGCCUGCAAAUAUGCCGACUGCAUUACCAAAGACAAACCCAUCAACUUCACUCAGCAACACAUGCCCUAUUUCCGGAAGCGGAUGGCCUGGGAAAUCCUGCACCGCAAACUGCUCUGAUGCCCGGAGCCGCCGUGCGGCUGUCCCAGAAGUGCCCCGAUGUGCUCUGCUCAGCCCAGGGCUUCACACAAAGAAACAGCAAAUGAACUCUGUUAUUUUUGAUAUAAAAAAAAAACCACCAUUCACGGACCAAUGCGCAAUAGAGAUGUUCAGAAGCACA
Messenger RNA from Gallus gallus (chicken), 2359 nucleotides. It is a transcript of the gene SENP1, whose product is annotated as SUMO specific peptidase 1. Gene Ontology annotation, biological process: protein desumoylation. The record is from RefSeq and is a predicted model, not a curated record. Lineage: Eukaryota; Metazoa; Chordata; Aves; Galliformes; Phasianidae. Gene Ontology annotation, molecular function: deSUMOylase activity. Gene Ontology annotation, cellular component: nucleus.